GCGGGACCUCUUUAACGACGACCAACUGGAGGAAGUGGUUUUCAACUGUGCCAGGUACUUCCGUACAUUUUAGCUGCCGCGUGGGACAGCUGCAACCGCGAUCCCGCUUCACAACCGACCUUACGGCGGUACAUACAGAAUACGGCGCCGCAAUUCGGUCGCUCAGACUCGCGAGUCCUGGUCCAUCGCUCCUAGCUCGGCCUGCGCUCGCGAUUCGCAGCUGUACCUAGCUUGACCGUCGCCGAACACACGAAUACCGCGGCCGCGACUCGCCCCUCGGAAGGAUGCGCCUAGGCGCCUCUUCCCCCGCUGACCAUGUCUGAACUGCGCGCGCUCGAGGCCCUCCAGGCCAUGCACGGAGAGCUAGUCGCCGUCCGCCAGCAUAGAUAUGAGGGCUUGCCGGUGCUGGAGCAGCUCCUCGACGCGCAAACCGAUGCUUUCAGGAAGCUGGUCGACAAGCCGCCGCGAAACUCGGCGGACAGAACAAAAUUGAGCGAAGGAAAAGUCAAGAUCGGCGACGAGGAGUACGCGAUUAACGACGAUUUCGCCAACGAGUGCCUCAAAGUCGCCGACGAGCUGGAUCUAAACGAACUCGAGUCGGCCAGGAUCCUGCUCGACUGCGACGCCGAGGGCGACCCCGAGACGCAGAGUCGCCCACUGUGGGAAUGCGGCGUCAUCCGAUUCCACCAGGAGCGCAGGUAUCUGCUCGACUGCAUGCGCCUUUGCCUCGAGAUUGCCGCCGACGAUGAGCUGGAGCCAGGACUGCAGGACGCGUUUGGCGCCGUGGCCGAGGAGAAGGUUUUCGGUAUCCCCCCGCCGGGGUCGCAGCCAGAGUUGGGUGCCAAAAAGGUGGUUCCGAGAUGCAUGGAGGCUAUGCAGAGCGUCAGGUCUAUGCUCCAAAGCAUGCUGGACAAAGCGGCUGCUCGGAACGUGCUACAGCAGGCCAGUCUUGUGAGGCCGCCGGAGAUUCAAGAAACAUUCGAUUUCUCGCGGGCGAGCCUCGUUGAACAACAUGAGUGUUUGGCCGCGAUCCUCCACGCUGCCGUCGAGAGGCGUCACGCCACCGUGGGCGACUUCCAGGAGUUCCUCAAGACCCUCCAGAAGGUCGACAAGUACGACCACUUCCUCGUCCACCUGUUUCCGGUUCUUGCGGCAUACAUCACGGUGUUCGGAUCGACCGAGGGGAUGGGCGACCUCCAGCAAGCGCGCCAGCUGAAUCAGCUUGUCUGCAAGCAAGGCGACGAUGAUUCCUGGGUCAUGCCGAACUUGCGUGCCGCGGUUAGGGCGUGGUGGAUUGCUGAGCACAGCGGAUGGUACCUGGACGACACAACCUACGACCUCGAGGGGAUCAACUUGGAUGAGGAGGACGACGAGCGGAACAAGCAGUUCACAGAGGCGUUGAAGGAGGGCGCGUUCGACUUCAUCUUGUCCGUCGCCGCCGACUGCAAGGCCCAGGAAUGGCAGGACCCAUCACGGCUGGGCAUGCGCCAAUGGAUCCAGCGGAAGUGCCCUCCUCUGGCAUCCGACCCCUUCCCCUUCAGUCACUUCCUCCAACAGAGCCUGAUGGUGCACCUGGAGGGCUUUAUCGAUGCCGCCAUCUCCAACCUCCCAGAUAUGCUGAGGAAACUGAGGACCGAGGAGGACGAGCAACGCCAGCUCAGCCAAAACCACGAACAGGAUCUCGACCUGGAGCGCUUCCUCAUCAUCAUUUCGUAUGCCUACGAAGGCAGACCGGACGCCGCCAUGUCGUUUUGGGAAGACCCCGAUAGCAAUCUUGCCGGCUUCUUGCAAUGGGCCUCGAGACGGGCGUCCACUCCGCUCGUCAGCGCGUUUUGCGAAAUGCUUGUUUGCCUGUCUGACAGUGAGGAGUGCGCCACGGCGGCCCACGCCUUCCUCCUGGACGAAGGCCACCAAGCUUCGGGCAAAAUGAAGCGCUCCCAAUCCCUGACGUGGUCCCAGAUUUUCAAGGAGCUGAAUUACUUCACAAAGAGGCUCGGCGAGGGGUCAACGCAGGCCCAGGCGCACAUGGUGCAACGCUCCGGCAAACCCGGCGCUGAUCUGACCGAGACCGAGCCCGAGUCAGUCUUGAUGCUUGAGUGUUAUUUGCGUCUGAUAGCGAAGCUGGUGUCGGAGAGCGAGGUCGCCAGGCAGAGAAUGAUUCUGGAUGGCGACUUGCCACUUGUCGACACAAUGUUCAAGCUCCUUGCUGUCAGAAUUCCCCGUCGGCUUCGGGCUGGCGUCUUCUACGUUCUGAAAGCCGUGAUGACGAGGAGGCAGGCUUCCGAGAACGAGGUGUUGUGGAAAUUCAUUGACGAGUUCACGACCGGCACGCUUCCCAAUCAACUCGGACUUGCGCAACGAAUUUCGUAUCUCGGCCAGCCCGUGAGCCCGCAGGUAUACAUGGAGACAGCUCUGAGGGAUGUGAGCGAUGACUUCGAGGAGUCGAAUGCCUUUAUCCAGCUGCUCACCUCUCUUUUCGCCCCGCUCGAGGACUCCGAAGGACUGAACGACUCCUUGACCUUCCCGGAAAACUUGGGGAGCAGUGUGCGCGUUCCCGGCAUGGAACCCUAUGUCGACUUUGUCUUCCGGGUUUUCGCCGACAAGCCCCAAGACCUCGUCGAUCCCGCGCAAUGCAGGGCGUUGCGCGUUAGCGCUCUCGAAUUUGCCCUCACAUGCUUGUCAACCUUCAACGAGGACCUAAUCAUUCUGGGCAACGAGAGCAAUAUCGCCAUCGACAUUGCUAUGCCGACGACGGACCUGGCCACUUACGUGCGCCUCCAUCCGUUCGCCCGCGUCAUGGAGUGGCUGUUCAACGAAAAGGUCAUCGCCGCCCUGAUUCGGACCAUCCAUCAGGACCCCAGCGAUCUGGGCAGUGCGUCCCCGGACUCGCCUCUGGUGCUGAGCAUUUUGCGGGGAAUCCAGGUCAUGAUCAAGGCGCUCGAUCUCCAAGACACCUACCUGCAUCUAGUCCGGCCUCUGAUCGAAGCGCAGUCUGGACAGCGGCGAGCCAGCGUGGCAAAUUCUGCCUAUGCCUCCUUCGAGGACGGCAUCCUCAGCCAUCUGUCUCUGGUGGUCGAUCUGGGCAAGUACUGCAACCUUGGCCACGGCGAGCUGACGCUCGCGUGCCUGAAGUUGCUCGAAAAGAUCUCGACAUCGCCUAGGAUCAUUGCGGCGUGGAAUCCGGAAACCGGUCGGCUCGGCCACCGAAACAAGGCGAUCGUCCAGCUCGAGAGGAACGGCGAGGGCCAGACCAUUGCCGCUUCUCUGUCUGCUAUCCUAUCAGCCACCCUAGACCCUGUCCUGGAGGCCGAGUCGGAGAACUAUGUCAUCAAGCUGUUUAUUCUCGAUUUCCUCUACGAGUGCCUCAAGGCGACGCCGGACCAACCAACCAUCGCCCACUUGCUCCUAGGCUUCCACUGCGAGCUUAACCAGCUCACCAUUGAGCCCAGAGGUGCCUUCGACGCGCAGAAAUCUCUGUUCCACAGUCUGCUCAACGUCAUCAUCGGGCUCUCGGUGUACGAAGAGGAGCAUGGCAUGCGAGGGUAUCUCAUCACCUUGAAAUACCGAAUUCUGCGGAUUUUACAGGUUCUGUGGAAGUCGCCGCUCUCAGCAACUCUGGUCAUGGACGAGUUGAGGUCAACCAACUUCAUGUUCCACAUGCUGCUGAAGGAGGUUCAGAUCCAGCCAGCUCUGCGGUGGGAUGACUUGGAGGCGAAUAACCCCGAGUUCCUGCUCUCCAAUGCCUCCGUGGCGUACAUCGACUAUCUCGGCGCGCGGGCCAUGAUUUUCGAGUACAUCGGCAAGGAGCUCUGCAGCGUUUCCCAAAACCGAAUACCCUCGAUUAAGCGGCAAAUAUUCGACGCCCUGAACGGCCAGAUCAAUAUCGAUGGCCAGGAACCGCUGACCCUCGGAAACGUCUUUGACUUCUUUGAUUUCUUGAAUCCCGAUGCCAACUGGGACGUCCCUCCGCCGCAGUUCGUCUUCUACAAGGAUCUCGACCUCCGGCCAUGUGCCGUCGAGCACCCCGAGGCGGGCUUGCAAUACAACAUCCACAAAGUGCGGGAAAUCAUUUCUCUGAAGCGGAACGAGCUCAGGGAUACGCUCCAGGUGGCUUCCCAGCAGGACUUGGACGCCAUCGAAACAGAGGAGGGCGUGUUGGUCGAGUACUUGACCUUCACUAACCGCCAGAAGCUGUUCAAUGCAUCGAGGCUCGCCCUGCUGAGAUCGUGGGCGAACGUGCUGCUCGUGAUGUUCGAGGCCCGCGACUUUAAGGGUACACCCAAGAUGGCCUUCCUGCUGCAAGCUCUGCAAGCCAUUCUUCCGACCCUCGAGGCCUACAGCACCCCGAGUCCUGCCGAGGCGUUCGAGCUUGCAAGAGUCGCCAAGGAGCUGCUCUUCAAACUCGACUUGUCGGAGGACGACGACAACACCGUCACCGGCCUGGACAAGGAGAGAUUCACGGUGGGCAACCUCAUCAGCGACAAGCUCUUCCAGCUCUUCCAGAUCUGCCUCAACUCGAUCGGCAAGUGGGCCGGCAGCGCCGAGCUCCGUGCGUUAUACUACAGCAUCUGCUACCGCUAUCUCACCGCCGUCGUCGACAGGGACGCCACGACCAGUAGCGGCAGCAGCACUCGCAACCUCGCAGCAGUCCGCCUGAAGGCCCUUAAGGCGGUCCACCUUCACGGCGACCGCCUCCUCAACGUGAUCUGCGACGACGCCUACGGCAGCGACCCGGCCUGCCAAACCGCCGCCAUGGUACUUCUCAGCGCGCUCGUGCACACGUCCCGCGCGACCGACGAAGACGCGGCCAUCAUCGAGUCGCUCAACCGCCUCAACUUCAUCGGCGUGCUCGUCGACUCGCUCAAGACGAUCCUCACCGACUGGCUCGCCGCCAGCUCCACCACCACCUCGCAGCGCCCUUUAUUACCCAACGAUCUUCGCGCCACCAUCUACCCCAGCCCGCCCGCCGCCGCCCUCGACACGGAGCGGUACACGGCCGCCAAGCUGGCCCUGCUCCUGCAGAUCGCGCAGACCCGCCAGGGCGCCAAGUACGUCGUGCAGGCGAACCUGUUCCGCGCGCUCGAGCACGCCGCCGUGUUCGCCGCCGACCCGGAGCUGCAGGUGCCUCCCGUCAGCGCGCGCGCGGCCGACGACGGCGGCUACGACGCGGCGCGCGCCCUGGCCAGGCACUACGCGCUGCUGGUGGCGCUGGCGCGCAUCGUCGCCGCCGCCGUGCUCGCGCGCGGCGCCCACAACGUCGUCCAGGGCCGCCGCUUCCUGACCCAGCACCGCAUGCUGGUCGUGCACACGCUGAAGCGGAGCGCGGGGAUCGGCGGUGUGGGGUCGGCGGCGCCGGCGGGGGCGUGGUCAUCACUAGAGAACGGUACGCCGGCGGGGGCGAGGAGGGCCCUGGAGGCGCAGGCGCAGGCUGAGUUGCAGGAGAGGAUUGAGGAGUUGGCCGAGGCGUUUAUGUUGCUGAUUACCGCGACGGGGUUUUUGGAGUUCGAGGCGGGCCAGGUCCCUGCUGAGAAGCCGAGAGUGAACACGACGAUCUUCCACUGAGGAGGGAUUCGCUCUGGGCGGUGUAGGUAAUCGAUCGCGGCCUGUACAGCAGUCAAUGGGUUCUUGGGAGGGGAUUAGAAAAUGGAAGGUGAAUCGCAGGAGGAGUUGAAUAGACACGGGGCAAGAAAAAAGGAAGGUGAUCAAGGCAGCCAUGUCUCUCCGAUAACAACCUUGGUGCCAGCAAGCACAUCCUCUACAUACAGAGCAAGUUGGUCAUACACCAAGAAGCGCACGGGUCGAGAAAAGCCGACCUCGAAUAUAUUCACUCUAGUCCUCACCUCGACAUUCACCCACCGAGGGUCAAAAUCUUAAGCCACCCAUCAGAGAGAGGAACUACAGAAAGGCAUCGUGACGCCCACCCAACCCGUU
Molecule: messenger RNA, 5931 nt
Organism: Thermothielavioides terrestris NRRL 8126
Lineage: Eukaryota; Fungi; Ascomycota; Sordariomycetes; Sordariales; Chaetomiaceae
Exons: 4
Coding region: 316-5562 (1748 amino acids)
Biological process (GO): nuclear pore organization
Cellular component (GO): nuclear pore; nuclear pore inner ring
Molecular function (GO): structural constituent of nuclear pore
Source: RefSeq, a predicted model, not a curated record